AUGGCAGGGCCUCUAGACCGCACAGAGCUCAAUGCACACACACGGUCCUUUACGGGAUGCGCGACGUGUCGGAGCCGUCAUGUGAAGUGCGAUGAAGGGCGCCCAACAUGCUCGAUGUGCGCCUAUCUUGGCCUGCCAUGUGCUGGUUAUCAGAAAGAUAUCUUUUUCGAUUCGCGGAAUCCCGAGGCCAGGAUUCGCUUCCGGCGGCCGUUGCUCACAGUGGAGGAGCGCGAGCGCAUGAGUGAGUGGCUGGUGUCGACAGCGCCGCCAAAGUCCACCCUUCAGAUCCUCUCACGCAUCGAUGAAGAGUGCGAAAAUUCAGGCCCGUCAGAACAAAUGCAACUCUCUGUCGGUCCGUUUGGUGUCUUCAAAGUGCACCAGGACCAAAAUGCCCAGGGCGGCAUGCCCUGCGACUCGGACUCCCUACCGCCGGUCGAGGACUCUGAGGAUACCAGUACCUGCAGCCCACCGCAGGAUGUUGUUCACAUGAUGGACUCAUUUCCUAUCAGUACAGGUUCCUCGCAAUGGUCGCCCGGCUUCCUGCAAUCCCUGCUUAGAAACCCCGACCAGGAUCCGAGUCCGACCUCUCCCGACCUGCUCGAUCUGAUAAUGGAUCAAGGCCACCUAGAUGAUGCACCAUUAGCUGCCCCACAAGAACACCAGCUCACUUCAUUUAUUCCAGACAGCCACUGCAAUCCCCUUAUCUCACCGAUCUCUCUCACCUCCUCUCCGAGUGCAACCGGGUCCAUUCCACAGGAUGCCGUCUUCCUACUGAAGCACUAUUCAUCUACUGUCAUCAGUCUCAUGACGUCGGUUCGACAUAAAAAGACCCCCUGGCAUGUCCUGUUUAUUCCUCACGCUAAGGAUUGCCUCGCAGCUCUGGCUCUUGGAGAAGACCUGAACCAUGCCAGUCUUUGUGCCUUCUCCGGAACAUUGGCCAUAAGCGCACUCAGCUUGGGUGGUGUCUCUGGAUCUCAAUCAUGGCAUGAGCAAGGCCGCACAUACCUGCGACAGGCCCAACAUCAUGCCAAACUAAUGCUCAUGAACGCCUACGAUAUCCCUAAACCUGCCAAAUACAAAUCUAUCUUGAUGGCCAUCCUCACCAUGGUGCAAGUAUCCACCUUCUCCGGAAACCGCGAUCAAGCUGAAGAGUACUUCCUGGAAGCCGAGAAGUUCAUUAGGUUAAAAGGCCUCAGGCGCAAAAAAUCCCGCAAGGUCCGACUGCUUCAUCACUGCUACGUCUUCGAGCGAAUGUUCCACGAGAGCAUUUUCAUCCGUGGCGCAAACUCAGACCAGCGGCAACACGUUCGUCUCGCGAUCGAGUCUAGCGGGCUUGCCCGAGCUAGCAUUGACAGUUUGUCUUUCCGGUUGUAUAAGUGGAAGAAUCUGAGCCAAGAGAUGCUUCGUGUGAGAGAUCGCGAAGAAGGCGAGAAUGAUCUCCAUCUGGAGCGCCCCGGGCUAUUUUCUGCAAGUCUCUAUCCAGAGAUUUUUGGUAUUCCGGAGCCAUGGAUCCUUCUUCUUUCAUUGGUGAUUCGACUUGGGACAGAGAAAGACACCGCCGAGGAGAAUCCCGGUCCAAACGCACUGAAUCUGAAAGACUUUAUCAGUCGAGCCAAAUCUCUGGAAGACUAUAUCAACAAGUUAUGGUGGCCCAGUCAGGAUACAUUUGCAUUUGCGAACAAUCAGUCUUCCGUUGAUCGACAUAUUCUCGAGAACAUGCUCGAAGCUCUGCGGCAUGCCCUCGCCAUAUACUUCUACCGGCGCAUCUAUGACCUGAACGCCUCGAUGCUACAAGAGAAGGUAGUCAGUGUACGAGAUUGUUUGUUGCAAUGCGAAUACGCCGACUCAAGUGUGGUGCACGGGUCUGCAGGCUUCAUCUGGCCAGCCUUCAUUGCAGCCUGUGAGGCAGAAGACCCCGAGGUGCAGGAGUCCUUCUCCACAUGGUUUGAAGUUUGCACGCGGCGCAGUGGGCUUUUAGGGUUUACGCAGACCUUGAUCUCCAUUAAGAAGAUCUGGCAGGAGAAGCAGGCAGGGGAUGGGAGUAGUACGACUUGGUUAGACUUAAUGAAGAAAGCGCUGCCGGUGCAGCAGCAAGGGGAUUCGGUGGAGUUUGGCGGAUGCAUGCGAUGA
Messenger RNA from Aspergillus pseudoviridinutans, 2130 nucleotides. Its product is annotated as Zn(II)2Cys6 transcription factor. Lineage: Eukaryota; Fungi; Ascomycota; Eurotiomycetes; Eurotiales; Aspergillaceae. Bases 1 to 2130 code for a protein of 709 amino acids. The transcript has 2 exons. Gene Ontology annotation, biological process: positive regulation of transcription by RNA polymerase II. Gene Ontology annotation, cellular component: nucleus. Gene Ontology annotation, molecular function: zinc ion binding; transcription cis-regulatory region binding; DNA-binding transcription factor activity, RNA polymerase II-specific. The record is from RefSeq and is a predicted model, not a curated record.